Knipowitschia caucasica is the source of this 864-nucleotide messenger RNA. The record is from the annotation of a GenBank genome assembly. NCBI's taxonomy places the organism in Eukaryota, Metazoa, Chordata, Actinopteri, Gobiiformes, Gobiidae.
AUGGCCAUCAUCCACCCGCUGCAGCAGCGCAUGUCGUCCACAGAGACCAAGGUGGUGGUGGUGGUGAUCUGGGUGCUGGCGCUGCUCUUGGCCUUUCCGCAGUACUACUACUCCAACGUGGACCAGCUGCCCGGCCGUGUGGUCUGCUACAUCGACUGGCCCGAGUACACCUCCUGUGACUUCAAAAAGAUGUAUUAUGUGUGCGUGGCCAUCCUGAUCUACUUCCUGCCUCUGCUCGUGAUGGGCUGUGCUUAUCUGGUGGUGGGCCUGUCUCUUUGGGCCAGUGAAAUCCCCGGCGACUCUUCAGACCGAUACAAGGAGCAGCUGACGGCUAAGCGUAAGGUGGUGAAGAUGAUGAUCGUGGUCGUGUGCACCUUCGCCAUCUGCUGGCUGCCGUACCACGUCUAUUUCCUGCUGCACCAGUUCUUUCCCGACAUGUUCGAGGAGCUGUAUAUCCAGCAGAUGUACCUCUUCAUCAUGUGGCUGGCCAUGAGCUCCACUAUGUACAACCCCAUCAUCUACUGCUGCCUCAACGACAGGUUCCGUGCUGGCUUCAAACAGGCGUUCCACUGCUGCCCUUGCGUCCCCCCCGGCUCCUACGAAGGCCUGGAGCUCAAGUCCACUCGCUACCUCCAAACCCAAACCAGCGUGUACAAAGCCAGCCGCAUGGAGACCAGCGUGUCCACCGUCCUGCAGGUAGGGUACGACGUCGAGCAGGCCAAGCCCAAAGCCAUCGCGGGUUCUGGGUCAGCCCUGCUCAGCUCCUCCCUGGACCUCACCUCCAACGGCUCCAUGUCCCAGAGCAUUUCCAAGACGGCGUCGGAGGCCUCCAGCUUCUACUCCACCAACAACCUCCACGACUAG